Molecule: messenger RNA, 681 nt
Organism: Rhizophagus irregularis DAOM 181602=DAOM 197198
Lineage: Eukaryota; Fungi; Glomeromycota; Glomeromycetes; Glomerales; Glomeraceae
Source: RefSeq, a predicted model, not a curated record
AUGUCGAAAGUUGAAAUUGUUGAAAUUGUUGAAGAUGUUGAAGUUGUUGAAGUUGUUGAAGUUGUUGAAAUUGUUGUUGAAAUUGUUGAUAUUCGGAAUCUUCAAAAUCGUAAUAGUAAGGGCAAUGGCAUUUAUUACGUAAUGUGUCCAGCAGGUGAUGUAUCCAGCUGUAUUACGAUGAUUUAUCAGCAGAAUAAACCAAUUAGCCUACCGGCUACAUCGAAAACUUCGGUUUCGACUUAUGAUCAAGUUCCUCUUCAAACGCCUUCUACAACACCUGUUUUUAAUCAUGGAUAUGAUUUUGCUAUACCAGAUGACCUUUUACCUUUUAUACCUAAUGGUCCCCUAUACGUACAGAGUACUCGCACGAAACGUACCUUCAUAAUACCGGGUAGCAACAGAUGGUUUACAGAAGUUAGACGACUCAAACGAGUCCACGAUGCAGAAGAAGCAACCAAACAACGUCUUAUUGACGAGACUAAUCAAUCAAAACUCCUCAUUACAUCUCUUAAGAAAAUAGAACAAUGCGUGAAUCUUACGCAAGAUCUCACUCGUUUCCAAAACGUUUAUCACAAACACAUGACGUCGUUCUCUGAACGUCGUGACAGACUCAAAAAGAAAAAAAUUAAAAGCGAUCAUGAUCGAUUACUUCUACAAAGGAGAUACCUCAGACGAUACUAA